CGGCAUGUUGACCGCAGAGCCCGAACUGAAACUCUCCAUUCAAGCUCAUUCCUGCCUAAUAAUGUUAUGGCCUGCCAAUUAGCUGGUCGAAGAGCCUGGAUGCGGUGAUUUUGAAUCAGAAGUAAUGUAUCGACAAGAUCUGUAAAGAUUAGAGAAGAUGUUUAGGUAACAGCACCUACCAGCGUCGGUAAGCUCGGCUUGGUGCGAUGGAGCCAUGGGCGGCUCGUGGAUACUGAAAACCUGGAAUGAGUAUGCACUUGAAAGGCAAUGUGACGUGUGUAUGCAGCGGGUGUUUGAUUGGCCGGGGUGGGAAGUAAGCAACCACCGCAUCUCACCAAUAUCAACCCUGAUUCCGGCCUUACAGCCUAGCCUCUCCAACCCUCACAACAUUCAUCAUCCACAUCAAACACAACAUCAAGCAAACAGUCACAGCAAGAUGAGAACAUCCGCUCUUCGAAAACUUACCCGCCGCGCAGCCCUCGCGCUCAUCCUGGCCCUGCAAACCAGUCACUUCGUCAUCCACCUGAUCGAUCGCUGGGGCCCGCCGCGAAAACGCAUUCCCAAGAUGACGACCCUUGCGCUGCUCGCACAGCUCGUGUACAUCGCCGACUGCACUUCCAAGCUCGUGGAGCGCAGUGUGGAUCUCAAGCUGGGUCGGCGGGUGGUGCGGGGCGCGGGGGUGGACGCGCUGCUGUGGUGCGUGGCGGCGUGGAGUGUGGUGCUGGCGUGGAGAGAUGCGGUGGGGGCGACGGACGGGGUGGCAAAUACAUUGCAGCUUGUCAUUGUGGAUGUUAUUAUGUUGACGGGAAUACUGAGGAAGGACGUGGAGUGGGUCGAGCGGAAGGAGGGGGAGAUGGGUGUCGAAAUGAGUGAGAAAGUGAGCGGGGAGAAGCAGCAGGAAGAGCAGGUUUAGGUGUCAGUGGUGGGUCGAGCGACACGUGAGGCGCGUCUGGUGUGCAGUUUGAACUUUGAAGUGAGAAAUUGGUAUUGGUGCUUCGUCAAAAAACCCUGGGCUCGUGCUAGUCGUAGAAUACUGGACUGCAGUUCCGCCCGUACGCCGUAUAACGCCAUGCCGUGCCUUUUUUCUACAUCGUAGUCAUCCCAACAGCUGAAUGCGCCCUGAGUGCGGCGCG
Molecule: messenger RNA, 1133 nt
Organism: Boeremia exigua
Lineage: Eukaryota; Fungi; Ascomycota; Dothideomycetes; Pleosporales; Didymellaceae
Exons: 1
Coding region: 215-913 (232 amino acids)
Source: RefSeq, a predicted model, not a curated record